AUGUCAACCACCAUCCCCUCCUCCACAAAUCACCCAUACAAUGUCGCUCUGCCCAUCCUUCCCAUAACCACCCCCUCACGAAAAUGGCACGCUCUAGCCACACGCACCUCUUGCCCAACACUACCCUUCUACUACGGCGUCCUCGCCACAAAGAUCUACUGUCGGCCGACAUGUACAGCACGCCUCGCUCGUCGCGCAAACGUCAUUUACUUCACUUCUGCCCAGGCAGCCCAAAGUGCUGGUUAUCGCGCUUGCAAACGCUGUCGCCCUGAUGACGAAUUGUUCUUCGGGGAGGCUGAGGAAGUGGUUAUGAGAGCGAUGGCAGUUAUAGGGAGAUUGGGUGGGAAGAGUGGGUUGCAGAGGAUAGCAGCAGAGACGGAGGUGACGAGGAGUUAUUUGUGCAGGGUAUUCAAGAAGACUAUGGGCAUGACGGUGGGAGCGUAUAUCAGAGAGUUUGAGAUGGAAGGUAAGAGUGAUAUGCUGACUGCAACAUCUGUGGCUGAACCAGAGAUGGAGUUUGGAACGAGAGCAGCCAACGGGACGCAGCUUCCGGGAGCUAGCAACGAGUAUCGAUGA
This is a messenger RNA of Aureobasidium musti, 576 nucleotides long. Lineage: Eukaryota; Fungi; Ascomycota; Dothideomycetes; Dothideales; Saccotheciaceae. The record is from the annotation of a GenBank genome assembly.